AUGGGCAACGCGUGGAUACCAAUCAGCUCUUGGAACGUACGCAUCCGGAGCCUGGCAUGCCAUGACAUCACCCCCGUCAUAGGCGAGUGGCGGCCGGACCGUGUCGGGGCCAUCUCCCAGCGCGGAGCCGCCGCCUGCUGGCGCGCUGGCAAGCACGGUGCCGCCGCUCGCAUGGCCCCGCCGCGUCUCGGGGCCGUGGCCGUGCGCCUCCUGGCCGCCGCGCUGGCCGCGGGAGGGCCCGCCGCGGCCGGCGGCCUGGACGCCGCCGCCCUCGCGCGGGAGAACCACCUGCUGCGGCACUUCGGGGGCGGCGGCAGCGACCCGCCCUUCGGCAGCGCGCGGCGCGCGCGGGCGGCGGCGGCCGCCGCCGAAGGGGACCUCGCCGCGGACGGCGCGCUCGACCACGGGGCGCUCGGCGAGGUGCAGGCCGGCGUGGCGCGGCUGCGCAUGCCCGUCCCCGGGGUGCUGCCGGAGGUGGCCCAUGGCACCCGGCCCGUCUUUCACUGCCGGCUGGCCGGCGCCGCGCUGCGGCUGUUGCGGUGCACGCUCCCCGCGGCGGGCGCGGCGGCCUGUCACCCGCAGGAGAUGGAGGAGGACCUGCUCCUGGCGGCGGGGCUGGACCCUGACAUAGGCCGCCCCGUCGGAACCGUCCUCGCCGGUGUCUCCCGCCCGCUCCUCCAGGGCCCAGGAGCUCUGGCCGAUGAAGCAGAGCGAAAUGAGCUCAGUUCCCGUCAACCUAGGAUUCGGCUUCCCUGA
Messenger RNA from Prorocentrum cordatum, 756 nucleotides. The record is from the annotation of a GenBank genome assembly. Lineage: Eukaryota; Dinophyceae; Prorocentrales; Prorocentraceae.